Messenger RNA from Protopolystoma xenopodis, 252 nucleotides. The record is from the annotation of a GenBank genome assembly. NCBI's taxonomy places the organism in Eukaryota, Metazoa, Platyhelminthes, Monogenea, Polystomatidea, Polystomatidae.
AUGUCAGGCUUUCGGAUGGUCACUGUUGCUGUUGGCGGGUUAGUGUAUUACUGCCCUCGGACUCAUCGCUGUCGAGAACUUGUUUAUCUUGGUUGCAAUGGCAAUGAAAACCUGUUCAGUAAUUACACAGUCUGUCUGGCCUCCUGCAUGCCAGAAGAGAUGGAGAAGCAGGAACAAAUGAUGCGAGCUCGGUCUGCCUCGAUGUUGCAACGCGAUUUGAGCCAGUCCAAGGAACCCCAAAAGGUAGUCUGA